Messenger RNA from Acomys russatus (golden spiny mouse), 3075 nucleotides. RefSeq names its product prominin 1 (gene Prom1). Gene Ontology annotation, molecular function: cholesterol binding. The transcript has 27 exons. NCBI's taxonomy places the organism in Eukaryota, Metazoa, Chordata, Mammalia, Rodentia, Muridae. Gene Ontology annotation, cellular component: prominosome; apical plasma membrane; cilium. The record is from RefSeq and is a predicted model, not a curated record. The coding region runs from base 176 to 2776 and encodes 866 amino acids.
GCUCUUUCUUGCCCUACCAGGGAUGGUACUUUGAGUGAAUGACCUCCCUGGAGACCAUUCUUCUGCUGCCCUCGUCAUCAGCCAGGAGGCAGAAGAUCCCACUGGUCCAGAAAAGAAAAGCCCAUUUCUCUUGAGUGUCAAGAAGCUGCCUCAUGCUUGGGGGAUCAGGGUGGCUAUGGCUGUUGUAUUCAAUGCCCUGUUGCUACUGGUGCUGUGUGGAAAUACUGCUUCAGGAGAUCAGCCUGUGCCAACAAAACCUCCUGGGGCUUUGAACUAUGAAUUGCCUAUCGCAGAAUAUGAGACCCAAGAUACCUUCGAUGCUGGGAUUGUUGGGCCUCUCUACCAAAUGGUGAACAUCUUCCUCAACGUGGUCCAGCCAAAUGACUUCCCGCUAGAUAUGAUCAGAAAAAUCAUACAGACGAAGUCUGACCUCUCAGUUCAUUCCAAGGAGCCAGAAAAUAUAGUCUUGGCUUUGAAGAUCGCCUACUAUGAAAUCGGAGUUCUUGUCUGCGCCAUCCUGGGCCUGCUCUUCAUUAUCCUCAUGCCCCUGGUGGGCUACUUCUUCUGUAUGUGCCGUUGCGGUAACAAAUGUGGCGGAGAGAUGCACCAGCGACAGAAGCACAACCAGGUGUGCAGGAGGCAAUGCUUCGCCAUGUCCCUCCUGGUGAUUUGUCUGCUUAUGAGCCUUGGCAUCAUGUAUGGCUUUGUGGCCAACCACCAGAUAAGGACCCGGAUCAAAAAGACCCAGACACUGGCAGAGAGCAAUUAUAGAGACUUUCAGAUAUUCCUGAAUGAGACCCCAAAGCAAAUUGACUAUAUAUUGGCUCAGUACACCAACACCAAGAACAAGGCAUUCUCAGACCUGGAUGGUAUCGGUUCCUUGCUGGGAGGCAAAAUAAAAGACCAACUAAAACCCAAAGUAGUCCCUGUUCUCGGGGAGAUUAAGACCAUGGCGACAGUCAUCAAACAGACCAAGGAUGCCCUGCAGAACAUGAGCAGCAGUCUCAAGAGUCUGCAUGACGGAAGCGCACAGCUCAAUACCAACCUGACCGCUGCGAGAGAGAACAUCGAGAGCUCCCUCAACAGCGGAGACUGCGCUUCAGAGCCAGCCAGCAAGAUCUGCGAUAGCAUCAGACCAGAGCUAAGUGAUCUGAAGAGCAACCACGAUCCACUUCAGCUCCCAUCUGUGGAUAGAGAACUCAACACUGUCAAUGACAUUGACAAAACUGAUCUGGAGAGCCUCGUCAAAAUGGGGUAUACGUCGCUCGAUGAAAUACCGGAUAAGGUCCGAAACCAAACCGAGGUUGUCAUCUCAGAUGUCAAAAAGACAUUAGACUCCAUCAGCUCUGUCAUUAAGAAUGUGAGCCAAAGUAUUCCUAUUGAGGGGGUGCUGUCUGAGGCCUCCCGUUACCUUAAUGACAGCAACAGUUACUUCCACAAGGAGCUGCCCAAACUAGAAGAAUAUGACUCAUACUGGUGGCUGGCUGGCUUGAUUGUCUGCUUCCUGCUGACCCUCAUUGUGACUUUCUUUUACCUGGGCUUGUUCUGUGGGGUAUAUGGCUAUGACAAGCAUGCCACCCCAACCAGAAGAGGCUGCAUAUCCAACACUGGAGGCAUCUUCCUCAUGGCAGGCGUUGGCUUCAGCUUCCUUUUUUGCUGGAUACUGAUGAUCCUUGUGGUUCUUACUUUUGUUGUUGGGACAAACGUGGAAAAGUUGCUCUGUGAACCUUAUGCCAACAAGAAAUUAUUACAGGUUUUGGACACUCCCUACCUGCUCAGGGAAGAAUGGCAGUUCUAUCUCUCUGGCUUGUUAUUCAAUAACCCAAAUAUCAACCUGACGUUUGAGCAAGUUUACAGGGACUGCAAAAGGGGUCGAGGUGUGUAUGCUACUUUUCAGCUUGACAACGUCUACAACAUCAGUGAGAAUUUUGACAUCAAUAAGCAUACUGGAAACAUAAUCAAUGAGUUGGAAAACCUGAAUGUGAACAUCGGUAGCUUUGAACUGUUGGACAAAGCAGGAAGGAAAAGCCUUGAGGACUUUGCACACUCUGGGAUAGAUGCAAUCGAUUAUUCCUUGUACUUGAAGGAGGCUGAGAAACCUCCUACCAAAGUGGAUCUUCUGACAUUUGCCUCUUCUUUGGAAGCAAAAGCAAACCAGUUGCCUGAAGGGAAUUUGAAACAGGCCUUGAAAACGGAUGCAAAGAACAUUAAAGCCAUUCACCAGCAGCAAGUCCUUCCUCUGCAGCAAUCACUGAAUACUUUAAAACGAAGUGUCUCAACACUUACACACACGAGCGAUAAGUUGCUGGAGAAAGUGAACAAAACCCUUGGGUCUUUGGAUUCUGCUCAGCAUUUCGUCAACAGUAACAUUUCCUCCAUUGUGAUUGGAGAAACGAAGACAUUUGGGAAAACGAUAAUAGGCUACUUUGAACAUUAUCUGCAGUGGGUCUUAUACGCAAUCACAGAGAAGAUGACAUCCUGCAAACCCGUGGCCACCGCAAUGGACUCUGCUGUUAACGGCAUUCUGUGUGGCUACGUUGCUGACCCUCUGAAUUUGUUCUGGUUCGGCAUCGGAAAAGCCACGGCGCUCUUACUUCCUGCUGUAAUCAUUGCUGUCAAGCUCGCCAAGUACUAUCGCAGGAUGGAGUCAGAGGACAUAUAUGAUGAUGUUGAGACUGUACCCAUGAAAAAUUUGGAAAACGGUAGUAAUGGUUAUCAUAAAGAUCAUUUAUAUGGUGUUCACAACCCUGUUAUGACAAGCCCAUCUCGAUACUGACAACUGAGUUUGAAACUGCUUGAGCAUCUAGACAGUCAAAGCGAUGGAAGGCAUCCCAGACCUCGGAUAGUUUCUGAGUCUUCUAGAAAUUUCCAAGUGCAGAAGGAACCAUGGUGGCAAAUGUGGAGACUCGGGCGGUCACUGAGGACACGGCACCAGUGGUCUUGGGGUAGUGCUUUGUCAGGAAUGAACACUCAUGCUUAUAAUCCACGUGUGCAUCGCUGUUCAAGAGUGAUUCUCCCCAGUUCUGUUUUUAACUUUUUUUUUACACUGAAUUUCUAUUUAGACACUAAAACAUA